UAUUACACUGACGUUAUAGUGCCUGAACGUUUCUACUUCCGGUUCACUUGACGCAACGUCCGUGUACCCUCGCCAGACUUGCAGUUCUUUUGUGUUCCCUUCUAACUAAACGAGGGCUUUUAAAGCAUUUUCAUCGGUGUACCACAGACGUGACUGAAGAAGAUAUUCACCCUGGAAUGUGCGAUCACACCCAUGUUAAACAGGAGUCGGAGUCGGAGAUGCUGUACAUCAAACAGGAGGUGGAGCCGGAGACUCCCUACAUUAAAGAAGAAGAACAGGAAGAUGAAAUCAUUGCAGUGACCGUCGGUGUGAAGAGCGAAGAAGAUGAAGGUCCAAGCGAAGAGGGCGAAGCAGCGAAACAUUGGAGCGACAGCUCAUUUCAACAGCGAACAACAAAAGGAGAGGGACGACUGCAACUGGACGGCCUAUUAGCUCCGCUUUCGGACAGCGACGACCUAACAUCACACUCUUCUGACUUGAACACAGAUGAUGAGGAGGAUGACUUUGACCAAAAUGCUUCAAAAUCCUCAAACAAGUCAUCAUUGAAUAGAGACACAAAAGCGGUUUGUAAGCCUUAUAUCUGCACACUUUGUGACAAAAGUUGUUCUCAGAAGAGUCAUUUAGAACAGCAUAUGCGUACACACACUGGAGAAAAGCCUUUUGUUUGCACAUAUUGUGGUAAAAGAUUCACCGUGAAGGCAAAUUUAAAGAGACAUGCGAAAACACACACUGGAGAGAAGCCUUUCCCCUGCUCUGUUUGUGGUAAAAGAUUCACAGAUAAGGGAACUUUAAAGAGACACGCAAGAACGCACACUGGAGAGAAGCCUUUCGGCUGCACCCUUUGCGACAAAAGAUUUUCUCGAAAGACUCUUUUGGAGAUGCAUAAGUGUACACACACUGGAGAAAAGCCUUUUGUCUGCGCAGUUUGUGGUAAAAGAUUCUCCCAGAAAAGAAAUUUAAACAAACACAUACGCACUCACACUGGAGAGAAGCGUUUUGCCUGCGCACUUUGUGACAAAAGAUUUUCUGAGAAGUCUCAUUUAGAAAAUCAUAAGCAUACGCACACUGGAGAAAAGCCUUUUGUCUGCACAGUUUGUGGUAAAAGAUUCACCGAAAAGAGAAAUUUAAACAAACACACAAGAACCCACACUGCGGAGAAGCGUUUUCCCUGCACAGUUUGUGACAAAAAAUUUUCUCAGAAGAUUCAUUUAGAAAGACACAUGCGUAUACACACUGGAGAAAAGCCAUUCGCCUGCUCAGUUUGUCAUCAAAGGUUCUGUCAGAAGGGAACUUUAAGCAGACACGCAAGAACCCACACUGGGGAGAAACUUUUUGCCUGCUCAGUUUGUCAUCAAAGAUUCGCGGAGAAGAGAACUUUAAACAGACACGCAAGAACGCACACUGGAGAGAAACCUUUUGCAUGCUCACUUUGUGAUCAAAGGUUCACUCAGAAGAGACAUUUGGUGUCGCACGCAACAAGCCACACUGAGGAGAAACCUUUGAAUUGCAGUGUUUGACAAAAUAUUCGAACUCCUGCCACACAUUUACAGUAGAAAAAGCAUUUCAAUAUUCUUAUUCAGUUGUUGAAAUGAUUUUCCAUUUCCCAUUCUUUUUCACAACGCACCAGUAUUCUAGAUUUUUCUUGUUUAAUUAAAUGAAUUGCUUUGCAUGUCUUUCUGUACAGAACCCCAAAAGAGUCCAAAUUAAAUAAAAACUAGGGUUGUCAAACGAUUACAAUUUUUAAUCGAGUUAAUUACAGCUUAAAAAUUAAUUAAUCGUAAUAAAUCGCAAUUAAUCGCAAUUCAAACCAUUUAUAAAAUAUGCCAUAUUUUUCUGUAAAUUAUUGUUGGAAUGGAAAGAUAAGACACAAGAUGGAUAUAUACAUUCAACAUACAGUACGUGAGUACUGUAUUUCUUUAUUAUAACAAUAAAUCAACAAGAUGGCACUACCAUUAUUAACAUUUUGUUAAAGCAAUCCAUGGAUAGAAAGACUUGUAGUUCUUAAAAGACAAGUUAUAGAACUUUUAUAUCAAAGCCCCUCUUCAUGUUUUCGUUUUAAUAAAAUUUGUAAAAUUUUCAAUCAAAAAAUAAACUAGUAGCCCGCCAUUGUUGAUGUCAAUAAUAACUACUUACACAAUGCUCAGGUGCUGAAGCCUAUAAAAGCAGUCGCACCCAAGCGCCAGCAGAGGGCGGCAAAACUCAGAAAAACACAACAAGUACACCUUUCACUGUGCUCUCAUUUUAAUUUGUUUGAGCGGGGCAUUUGUGCGUUAAUCGCAUCAAAUAUUUUAACGGGAUUAAUUUAAAAAAUUAAUUACCGCUCGUUAAUGCGUUAAUUUUGACAGCCCUAAUAAAAACAUUUUGAAAUAAAUACAAUUUUGAUAAAUACAAAUUGUGUAAUAUGGCCCUUAAAUGGUGAAAUAGGGUAAUAUAAUUAUGAAUGAUUUUAAAGCAACACUACGUAACUUUUCAACCUUCAUAUAAAAUAUUUUCAUAACAUUUGUAAUGAUAUGUCGACUGACAACUAGUUGAAUGACACCUCCUUUGAAUCUUGAGGGGGUCUGCAUUGCUUUCACAAACUGUAAUUAAAUUUGAGGAGGGUGGCAGGAACUACAAAAACAUUGGUAGAAGACUAAAAAUGUGUUGACUGCUUCACGGCAUUCGUCACUUCCCCCUUUCCUCAUUCAUUUCUACAAAGAUGGCAGAUGUUCGAGGAGGAAAGAAUAAAGGGAUGCUACCAGGUUACUGAAGAAUAAACAUUGGUCCAGCUUUCACUUGCCAGCGUGACGUCCCCUCAACCGAAGUCAUUAGCGUUGACGAGUUCGGUUUGCCACGCUAAAGGGCUGUUUAGAUGGCGACUCUGCGACACCAAGACACAAUGACUGUUUUGCGGGAUGGCCUCGCCUUUAUAUGGUGUCAGCAAAAACGAAAGGUGAAGACAAAACCUUGAAUCCGGGCUCCAAAGUGGAAGGAUUCGAUUGAGGGGGCUUGCUCCUUAUCCAUAUCAAUGGAAAGCUCCCGCGCCGAUAACGUCAGCACUAGAGGUGCACGAUAAUUAUAGGUCCACUUAUAGGAAUUAUGACGUCAUCCCAUUAAAUCCGAUGACAUUAUUAAUAGGCCCGAUUAUAUAUAAUAAUUUUGGCACGGUGUCGGUGGAUUGGGAUGUAUGCUUUUGUGUCCACUCCCGUUUUGCCCGUAUGCAAAGUUCUGUUACUAUUCUUGAGUCCGUAUUUUUUCAUCAUAGAGUGAUAAACCUUACUAUGGAAAUUAGCAAAUGUUUUCAUUUUACAGUGUUAUGUUUACAAGUUCUUCAGAGGCCUUUAGGUUAUUGAUAGGCCUGCUGUCCUAUAAUUGCCAGGUUAAGAAAGUUGUUUCAUGGACCAAGACCACAAAAGUCUCCUCUCCUGUUGCACCAAAUGUUUUUUUUCUGCUGGAAAAGCACAAUACCUGUUGGGUUUAUUUUAGUUCAAUCCUCAUUGUUUAGGGGAACACAUUGUCAAUGACAUCGACUGAUUGUUUGUGAUUUACUCAAAUUAUAUUCAUUUGAAAAA
This is a messenger RNA of Corythoichthys intestinalis (scribbled pipefish), 3551 nucleotides long. Its product is annotated as zinc finger protein OZF-like. Lineage: Eukaryota; Metazoa; Chordata; Actinopteri; Syngnathiformes; Syngnathidae. The record is from RefSeq and is a predicted model, not a curated record. Gene Ontology annotation, molecular function: DNA-binding transcription factor activity, RNA polymerase II-specific; RNA polymerase II cis-regulatory region sequence-specific DNA binding. Bases 177 to 1517 code for a protein of 446 amino acids. The transcript has 2 exons. Gene Ontology annotation, biological process: regulation of transcription by RNA polymerase II.